This is a messenger RNA of Engraulis encrasicolus (European anchovy), 2557 nucleotides long. RefSeq names its product extracellular matrix protein 1-like. Gene Ontology annotation, cellular component: extracellular region. The transcript is spliced from 9 exons. The record is from RefSeq and is a predicted model, not a curated record. Gene Ontology annotation, biological process: signal transduction; regulation of bone mineralization. Bases 239 to 1711 code for a protein of 490 amino acids. Lineage: Eukaryota; Metazoa; Chordata; Actinopteri; Clupeiformes; Engraulidae.
AAAUGUGCAGUGCAUGUCCAAACACACUCUGUGCCAGACGAGGAACCGCAUACUCAGAACUUGCUUGCUUUGGCAUGCCGCAACACUGACCUAGAUAUUGGCCAUUCCCUGAACUUUCCGUGGAACAGUCGCCGUGCUUUGUGUGUUCCUUGAAGAGUAUAGGCCUACCCCGAAGUUUAGAAGGUGGACCUCGAACGGUUUUUGUGGCGUUUCGUUGUCUUAUUAUCGUGACGCAGCUAUGGCUCGGACAACGAUCCUGGGACAUACGCUGGCGGUGGUGUGGUUUGGGGUUUUGGCCAGUGCCUUGAGGGACAACCCUAACCCAGACAUGGAGCAGAGAGAGGUCACAUUUGACUUGGCUGACAUUUGGGGAUUUGAAGGACCUGACAUGGGCCAGAAAGAGAUAUCAGAAGAUCUGCUGGCUGAGUUGGGUUUUACAGAGGUACAGCCCGCUAAUCCAUCAGGUCCUGCUAUGUUCAGUCCUCGUGGUGCGCCCCCUAGAGUCGUGUUUCCGCCUGGCCAGCCCACCGCUCAGAACCUCCAGGCUAUCUGCCUCCAGGGGGGAAGCCGGCCCAGGUAUCCCCAGGGCACGCUGCCCUCGACUGGGUUCAGCCACCUGUCCAGACAGGCCGAUGCCAUCCACCGCGUGGAGGCCUGGUACGGCCAGCAGUGCUGCCAAGGGGACUGGCAGCAGCACGUGGACAGGACAUUAUGCUGCACCCGACAGGCCUGGAGGGAGGCCCUUCAUCAGUUUUGCGAGGACGAGUUUGGCAUCAAGACGAGGCACUACCACUGCUGCAAUCUUCGGAAGAAGGCCCGAUGGGCGUGCUUUGAGAGGGAGGCCCCCAACCCCUCCUACCAGCCCAGCAGGCCCUACAGCGGGCCCAACGUCCCGCCCCGACACACACCUGUAUUCACCUUCAAUAACAGCACCUGUUCCAGGACAGGGAAUGAGGCAAAGGGCGUGCUUCCGCGGGCCCUGAAAGGCAGCAAUGGAACGGAGACCAGCAUUCCCGACAUCAUUUUCCCCCCGGCACGGCCCUCCGCCUCCAACAUCCGCCACGUCUGCAAGCUGCGUAAGGCACGGCCCCUAUACAACGCCGGCUGCCUGCCACGGGGGGGCUACGGCUGGCUGGCGCGGCAGGCAAAGUCCGCUAACCGUCUGGAGCGAGGCUACAAGAGUUGCUGCAAGGGCAAGGUCAAGGUGCUGGCCUGCGCCACGCAGAAGUGGGAAGAGGAGAUGAAGCGUUUCUGUGGCGAUGAGCAUGUGGCGAAGGCUAAAAAGGAUCAGUGCUGCGCGGAGAAGGGAGCCCAGAAGCAGCUGGCCUGCCUGGCCUCCAAAGCUCCGGACCAGGACUAUAUGGAUCCCAUGCUGCAACGCGAGCUCACACACGACACUCCCCACCCCCGCCGCAUCUGCGACACACACAAGAUCCUCAAGAAGCUUCAGGUUAAGUUGCCAGUGGACGCUAUGGUGAAGAAAUGCUGCCACCUGGAGGACGUAGAGAAAGUUGCAUGUUUGACGGACACAAUGACGGAGUUUCAGGAGGAGCAAUGCAAAGUGCAGCCUCCUUCCACUGUGUCGGCAUCGGAGUGCCGCGGACCAAACCAAGCCAAGUGCCUCUCAGACCUCCUCACCAAGUCCAUCGCCAAGGCAAUGAAGACCAAGGGUUUCAGUCGGAGAAGAUGUCCACUCAAGAGGCUACACUGAUUUCUUCUUUACAUUUUUAAUGGAACAGUCCAAUGUGUUUCACUACUGAACUAUGUUCUUCUCUGAUAUUAUACAAGUUAAUGCACACCUCUCUGGUAGAUGAGAGCUUGAUUGUGUGUGGAUAUGUGGAUAUAUGUACGUUGAGGACCCUCUCAAAAAUAAGAUGUUCAUUUCAAGGGGCUAUCCUUAUAUAGUAAAGAAUUUGAAUUUGUGCCAGAACAUAGCUCAGUAUGGAAAGAUGGUGGAUUGUUCCUUUAAAGGUUUAGUAUGUUAUUUUAGUUGUUUAUUUUCAAAAUGUAUGUCAUCAAUUCAGAAAUGGGAUAAUAUAAUGGAUAUUUAGUAAUAAACUAAUGUGCACUAUGUGACCAAGGCACAGUAAGUUUAGCCAAAUAUGUAUAUUACUGGAAAUUCAAAAUGGUGGACAAGGAGAAGAUUUACGUUUUCAUGUACAACAAAUUUGAUAGUUAAAUAAACAUGAAAGUGAUACCAUUUGUGAAUAACCAGCAUAAGUUCUGGAAAUAAACUAUUAAAAAAACAUAGUCUAUCUUUGAAAAAGAACCCUUCAAUAAUGGAUAAGUGGGUCAAUAUGAAAUAAUGGUACCUAGCCACUGACACGCAGACUUUUACUUUUUCACUUUUUUACCACUGAUUUUAUUCUAAUAGAAAAUGUAUUUCUGUUACCUGGGGUUUUGUAUGUUUUUUUUAUAAACUACAUUUUCUAUGUUUGCAAAACCUUUUACACGGCCAGUUUGAAUGUCUUAUAUCUUGUGUGGCAAAAUAAACAUCAAUUCUGCUAAAUAAAGAAAAAACAUUGUCAACAACCAUACAAGUUGCUUCUCCAUUGUU